This is a messenger RNA of Echinostoma caproni, 615 nucleotides long. NCBI's taxonomy places the organism in Eukaryota, Metazoa, Platyhelminthes, Trematoda, Plagiorchiida, Echinostomatidae. The record is from the annotation of a GenBank genome assembly.
AUGGGUGCUUAUAAGUUCAUGCAAGAAUUAUAUCGUCACAAGCAGUCAGAUGUAAUGCAAUUCAUCCGUCGUAUGAGGUGUUGGGAAUACCGUCAGACCCACGCCAUUAUCCGUGCCAGUCGUCCCACUCGUCCUGAUCGUGCAAGGCGAUUGGGCUACAAGGCAAAACAAGGCUAUGUAAUCUACCGCAUUCGAAUUCGUCGGGGUGGCCGCAAACGUCAGGUUCCGAAGGGUGCCACCUAUGGUAAGCCCACAAAUGAGGGUGUUAACCAACUGAAAAAUCAGCGUUCGAUUCAGGCCGUUGCAGAGGAACGUGUCGGUCGAAAAUGCGGUGCGCUCCGUGUGCUGAAUUCGUAUUGGGUUGGUGAAGACAGUACAUUCAAGUACUACGAAGUGAUCUGCAUCGAUCCAUUCCACAAGGCCAUCAGACGCGACCCGUCUAUUCGAUGGAUCUGCAAGGCACAUCAAAAACAUCGUGAAAUGCGCGGUCUGACUUCUGCGAGUAAGAAGUCUCGCGGUCUGGGCCACGGUCAUCCGUUCCACAAGACUAUUGGUGGUUCGCGCCGUGCGUGCUGGAAACGACUCAACCAGGUCCCGAUGCGUCGCAAACGUUGA